GUUGGAAGAUUAUUGGGCAAGAAUCUUUUUGUUUGUGUACUUGACUUUCACUUUGGAUGAAUGUACAUGUGACAAGGCUGAAGUCGGGAAAAAGACCUGGAGUUAAUUGUCGUGAUGUGCCUUGUCAGUCAAUUAGAAAAGUAAGCAGACUGUGCCAAUGUCAUGAUAACUUCCAGAUGAACAUCAUCCUCUGUCUGCUCUCUACACAACAUUCGUUCCUCUGUCAGAGAGGAGGAGAGAUUGAGCCAGGAGGAGGAGAGAUUGAGCCAGGAGGAGGAGGAUGGAGUUAGCAGUUUAAUGUGUGUGUGUGUGAGAGAGAGAGAGAGAGAGUGAGUGAGUGAGUAAUGUGCAGGCAUUAUAGUGUUGCAUGUCUGGGUUCAGGCCCUAAUGCUCUAUGUUAGUGAUAGUAAGAGGAACAUUUAGAGACAACCGAGAACAUGGAGACCACCUUGGCCCUCGUGAUUUUGUCCGUGGUCCUCUGGCAUCUGCACAUCUCUGCUGCACUGCACUGGAGGAGAGUACUGUACCCGUCUGCCUUUAGAACGAAGCGAGGAACUCCAGCUCUGCUUAACCCCUCAAUUCAGAGAUCAGUGGAGGACGCCAACCUGCUCUAUGAGGUGGUGUGGUCUGGGCUGUAUGUGGAAGCAGAGAAAAACGUGCUCCGCGUGGCCGACGAGGAACUCGCUUCUCUCCGGAGGCUGCAGCCUCUGGAGGUAGUGUGUGAGGACGUCCUGCCGAGGACGCUGUCAGAUAUCCGCCGCCUCUGCCAUAAUCUGGAACAGCGCCGGGCUCGCAUGAGCAAGGAGGACUUUGAGCGGACCGUGCUUACUAUGGUGUACACGGCUGAGCGACUAGCACAGAGCAGCACGGACCAUCAGAGGGAGCUGUGGGCUGAUGCGCUGCUUCAGCUGUAUAAACGUAUUAAAAAAGAUCUGGGAGCCGAGUGACGCAGCACAACAGUGUACUAUAAUACUAACGUACAAAAUUAUCAAAAUAGCAUAGUAUAUAGUACCACUAUACUCAUGUUGUACUCUGGAAGCAGAAGGCUAUACGUUUGAACAUAAACGGGGAAAAACAAGCCUAACUGUGCAUCACCAAACAUCUGGAUGUCCAGAUGUUUUGAUUAGAUGCUUGAUCUACACUCUCCGGCCACAUUAAUAGGAACACAUAUAAUUAUAUAUAUAAAAUAUAAAUAUGUAAAAUAUAUAAAAUAUAUAUAUAUAUAAUAUAAAUAUAGAAAUAUAUAAUAUAAAUAUACAACACACACACACACACA
Ictalurus furcatus (blue catfish) is the source of this 1276-nucleotide messenger RNA. RefSeq names its product protein FAM180A. The record is from RefSeq and is a predicted model, not a curated record. Bases 438 to 947 code for a protein of 169 amino acids. The transcript is spliced from 3 exons. Lineage: Eukaryota; Metazoa; Chordata; Actinopteri; Siluriformes; Ictaluridae.